AUGCACGCGUAGUAGCAGUAGUAGUCAGUAGUCAGUGUAAUCAGUUUUGGUUAGGUUAUAUCGCAGUACACGCGUAUCUGGACUCACUCCGUUCUGCCUGUACACAUAACCAUAUAUUUUUAUCAUACGAUACUUUGGCAGGAAGCCGUCUCCAAAUAUAUUUUUUCCUUUCUUAAAAAUUUCAUUCUUAAAAAAAUCGAAUCAAGGAUUAUUUCACAAUGAAGCUUUUGAUAGGAGUUGUAGGAUCAAGAGUUUUGCCGACUUUACGACAUAGAUUUACGAUCGGUAGAUAUUUGUGCGGCUCUUCUCGUGGUUUCGAUGAAUCGCGAAUCUCGCCGGUUUCGAAAAAACGAAACUCAUUUUAUUCAAGCACAAAGAUUGAGGGAAUUUCUAGCAUUCAAAUUUAUAGACAAACCAGCGCUCCAAUUAAUGUUAGAGAAUAUUCUACGAAAAAGCCACCUUCUGACAAGGACCCUCCAAGCGAACAAGAAAUGGAUUCGGCGGAAGAAUAUCCAGCGUCUCUACCUGCCACAGUCGUAGUGCCCGAGGUCUGGCCUCACGUUCCAGUUGUUGCAAUCAAUAGAAAUCCUGUAUUCCCACGUUUCAUUAAACUUAUAGAAAUCACCAAUCCAACAUUAAUUAAUUUGAUAAGGAGAAAGGUGAAACUUAAUCAGCCUUACAUAGGAAUUUUCCUGAAGAAAAAUGAAGAGAAUGAAGCUGAAGUUGUGCAAAACAUAGACGAUGUUUAUUCAAUUGGUACAUUUGCACAAAUUCACGAAGUACAAGACCUGGGUGAACGACUUAGACUUGUGAUUAUGGCACACAGAAGGAUUAAGAUAGUAGGACAAAUAUUGGAGGAUCUUUCUCCAAAGCCGCCGCAUGAGAUGAAACUGACGUUUCCACUACUAAAUACGACAAUUAACGUUCCUGUAGACGAGCCAAUGAACGUCACUAAGAAGCAUCGACGAGCUGCAUUACGUAACAAAAAGCAUGAUGGGCAAAUUCUGGAAGUGAUUGAAACGAAAGAUACCCAUGAUAAUAUUGAAGAAAUGGCUGUGACUGCAGAAGAACAAAACAUUGACAAAACAGCUGAUAGUGUGAACACUGCUACAAUGCCAACUGUAGAGGAAACAGCAACGCAGGGUUUGUUAAUGGCAGAAGUCGUCAAUAUUACUCAUGAAAAAUUUAGACAAACUGAAGAAAUUAAGGCUUUGACGCAAGAACUGAUCAAAACGAUUCGUGACAUCAUUAGUAUGAAUCCGCUCUAUCGUGAGUCUCUGCAACAGAUGUUGCACCAGGGUCAGCGAGUUGUGGACAAUCCAGUUUAUCUAAGUGAUUUAGGAGCUGCGUUGACUGGUGCAGAUGCACAAGAAUUGCAAGAAGUGCUCGAGGAAAUGGACAUCCUCAAACGGUUGCGUCUGUCUCUCGCACUGUUGAAAAAAGAGUACGAACUAAGUAAAUUGCAACAAAAAAUUGGCCGCGAGGUAGAAGAAAAAGUAAAACAGCAGCAUCGCAAAUAUAUUCUUCAUGAACAGUUGAAAGUCAUUAAAAAAGAAUUGGGUUUGGAAAAAGACGACAAAGAUGCUAUUGAAGAAAAAUACAGAGAGAGAAUCAGAGAUAAAGUCGUGCCGAAACCGGUGAUGGAUGUGCUAGACGAAGAACUCAAUAAAUUAAGUUUUUUGGAAAGUCACAGCAGCGAGUUCAAUGUGACGAGAAAUUACCUGGAUUGGUUGACCUCGAUGCCUUGGGGAAUAACGAGUACCGAAAAUUUAAAUCUUCAAGAAGCAGUAGAGGUUCUGGACAAGGAUCACUACGGAAUGGAGGACAUAAAAAAAAGAAUAUUGGAAUUCAUUGCUGUGAGCCAAUUGAAAGGAACAACACAGGGAAAAAUUCUGUGUUUUCACGGCCCGCCAGGUGUUGGAAAAACUUCGAUAGCACGAUCGAUAGCACGAGCUUUAAAUCGUGAGUAUUUCCGAUUUAGCGUUGGAGGUAUGACUGACGUUGCCGAAAUAAAAGGACAUCGAAGAACAUACGUUGGCGCAAUGCCUGGAAAAGUAAUCCAAUGUAUGAAAAAAACGAAAACGGAAAAUCCUCUCGUUCUUAUCGACGAAGUCGAUAAAAUUGGAAAGGGCCAUCAGGGAGAUCCAGCUUCAGCUUUACUGGAAAUGCUUGAUCCUGAGCAAAAUGCGAACUUUCUAGACCAUUACUUGGAUGUGGCUGUAGAUUUGUCAAAAGUAUUGUUUAUUUGUACAGCAAACGUGAUAGACACGAUACCAGAGCCGUUACGAGAUCGUAUGGAAAUGAUUGAAAUGUCGGGUUAUGUUGCGGAAGAAAAACUGGCAAUAGCAAAGCAGUAUUUAAUUCCACAAGCAAUGAAAGAUAGUGGGCUCGAUCAAAAUCAUAUAAUAAUAGAAGACAGUGCUCUGACAUCGCUCAUAAAAUCAUAUUGUCGAGAAUCUGGAGUCAGAAAUCUCCAGAAGCACAUUGAAAAAGUGGCGAGAAAAGUAGCAUUUAAAGUGGUGAAAAAAGAAGCAGAAAAGUUGGAUAUUACAUCGGACAAUUUGCACGAUUUCGUCGGAAAACCAGUUUUCGCUCACGAUCGAAUGUACGAAAUAACACCGCCAGGUGUUGUGAUGGGACUCGCAUGGACGGCGAUGGGAGGAUCGACUCUGUUCAUCGAAACAACUAUAUCAAAACCAACGAGCGAGAAAAAGUUCGAAGGCUCUCUCGAAAUAACUGGACAUUUGGGCGACGUCAUGAAAGAAUCGACACGAAUCGCGCUCACAGUUGCUAGAAAUUUCGUCAACCGACUCGAUCCCAGUAACACGUUUUUGUAUGAUUCUCAUCUUCAUCUUCACGUACCAGAAGGCGCUACACCUAAAGAUGGACCAAGUGCUGGUUCAACGAUAGCCGUGGCUCUUGUUUCCCUCGCGAAGAAACAAUCGAUUAGGCAAGAUGUCGCUAUGACUGGAGAGCUUAGCUUGACUGGGAAAAUCCUCCCGGUUGGUGGAAUUAAAGAGAAAACCAUUGCUGCAAAGCGUGUGGGUGUUAAGUGCAUCAUUUUACCAGAAGAGAACAAGAAGGACUUUAACGAUUUACCAAAAUACAUAACUGAUGGGUUAGAAGCACAUUUUGUAACAACGUUUGACGACAUAUAUAGGAUAUGUUUUCUGGUUGGUUCAGAAAUUCAGCAAGCUUCAGUACCAUCAAGAAUCCUCAAUAUUGGUAUACCAUCUGCUUCCAUCAGCAAAGAUAUUGUAGCAUAAUUAUUAUGAAGAGAAGAUUGAGAAAGCAAAGGAGAGAAGAAGAAAAAGGAAACUUUGUGUUUAUUGUGGAAUUUUUUGGGCUGCACAGGUCCAUAGAAUGUCUGAAUAGACGGAAAAUUUGAUGUAGACAUUCCCUGCUGAUUAUUGACAUGAACAAUUGACGAUUUAUCUCUGUGCACAAUGGUUUAUAUUUAUAAUACAUCAACAAGAAAUAGCAGCCAUUAAACGUUUUAUCGAUUCAGCAUACAUGUUCUAAUCGCAAGAUGCACAGUGGGAAGCUUAUAAAGAGUGUAAAUAUGUAGAUGUAACAAAUUGUUUGCGUAUUUUCAUUUCUAUUCGUAAUUCAUUUGAUAUCGUUAUAAUAGAAACGAUAUCGAUUUUCGUCUGUAUUAAAGUUUACACUGUUGAAGGGUGAUGAGGUUCUCACGAAUUUUCAAAAAUAAAAAGGAACCAAAAAAAAUGUUAAUAUUACAAAAAUAAGAAAAUUGAAAGAAAUGGAAUUAAAUUGUCACCAAAUUUUACAAUAGGGAUGAGUUAAAAAAAUAUGCUCUUUGAUAUCUUUGGAAAAGUAAAGUUGAUACUUUUAAUUAUGCAA
This is a messenger RNA of Venturia canescens, 3861 nucleotides long. RefSeq names its product Lon protease (gene Lon). Gene Ontology annotation, molecular function: ATP-dependent peptidase activity; single-stranded DNA binding; ATP hydrolysis activity. Lineage: Eukaryota; Metazoa; Arthropoda; Insecta; Hymenoptera; Ichneumonidae. The record is from RefSeq and is a predicted model, not a curated record. Gene Ontology annotation, biological process: protein catabolic process; protein quality control for misfolded or incompletely synthesized proteins; chaperone-mediated protein complex assembly. Gene Ontology annotation, cellular component: mitochondrial matrix. The coding region runs from base 219 to 3266 and encodes 1015 amino acids. The transcript has 10 exons.